This is a messenger RNA of Liolophura sinensis, 578 nucleotides long. RefSeq names its product signal peptide, CUB and EGF-like domain-containing protein 2. Bases 114 to 578 code for a protein of 154 amino acids. The transcript is spliced from 6 exons. The record is from RefSeq and is a predicted model, not a curated record. Gene Ontology annotation, molecular function: calcium ion binding. Lineage: Eukaryota; Metazoa; Mollusca; Polyplacophora; Chitonida; Chitonidae.
GCUUGCUAAACACAGAUGGCUGUCAGCAGGUUUGCGUGAACACAAUCGGAUCGUUCAGAUGCUAUUGUCGUCCAGGUUAUGGACUUUUGGCUGAUAGGAAGAACUGCAAGCCGAUGUGCAAUGGCCUUACCCCGGGGAUAUGUGCCAACGGGGGAACGUGUGUGCGACCUGGCGUUUGUCAAUGUCGGACAGGAUACGCUCUGCCUCGAUGUGACGAUGUAAAUGAGUGCCGGAUAAAAAAUGGUGGAUGCAGCCAAACAUGCCAGAACCUCCAAGGGUCUUACCGCUGCCGAUGUAGGAGUGGUUACGCGUUGCUAAGCGAUGGGAAAUCGUGUAAACCACUUUGUCACGGCGCUCCAAUUGGGACCUGUCAAAAUGGUGGAACCUGUGUGCAACCCGACGUUUGCGCUUGCCCAACAGGUUUUGCAGCCCCCAGAUGUGAUGAUGUCAACGAGUGUAACACGAAUAACGGUGGCUGUAGUCAGACGUGUACGAACACUCACGGGUCAUACCGGUGCAGCUGUGAGCCUGGAUACGGGUUGGUGAACGGGAGUCUGUGUAAACGUAAUGGUUUUUAA